Molecule: messenger RNA, 1141 nt
Organism: Sinocyclocheilus grahami
Lineage: Eukaryota; Metazoa; Chordata; Actinopteri; Cypriniformes; Cyprinidae
Product: P2Y purinoceptor 1-like
Exons: 1
Coding region: 86-1075 (329 amino acids)
Biological process (GO): G protein-coupled receptor signaling pathway
Cellular component (GO): membrane
Molecular function (GO): neuropeptide receptor activity
Source: RefSeq, a predicted model, not a curated record
ACACUUCCUGUGCCACAUUGUUUUCAUGUGCGAGAAUGUCAAGCAUCUCCAUCCUCCAGCAAGAAAUUGUCGUCUUUAAUGAACGAUGGAGUCCAAUUCUACCUGUAAAUUAGUCCAUUUGGAUUUUACGCACACAUUUUUGCCCUCGGUCUACGUGACUGUUUUCACUCUUGGAGUAAUUGGCAACUGUUUGGGGCUGAAAUCUAUGUAUGAUAACUGGAGGAAAAUUGGUAAUGUAAAUAUCUUUGUGCUCAACCUUUGCCUGGCGGACAUUUUAUAUCUUUUAACCUUGCCCUAUUUGGUGGUUUACUACGCUUCCAACAGCAAAUGGACAUUUGGAGAUGUUUUCUGCAAGCUUUUAAGAUUGUGCUUCUGCAUCAACCUGUACGGCAGCAUUGGUUUCCUCACAUGCAUCAGCGUUUACAGGUAUCUCGGCAUCGUUCACACUUUGAGAGUUAAAGGCAGAAUUGCAGCGAGACACUCUGUGGUGAUUGUUACGCUGGUUUGGUUUUUAGUUUUUCUUCAGUGCCUGCCUGAUAUGUUCUUUGACAAAACCUCCAACAACGUAACAUCAUGUUUUGACACAACUUCGGACAUAUACAUCAGGGAGUACCUGAAGUACAGCAUCGGAAGGACGGUUCUUGGAUUCGGGAUCCCGUUGAUAAUAAUGUUAUGCUGCUACGGACAUGUGGCGUUUACUUUGAUGACAAAGAAAGACAUCGAUGUCUUCUUAAAGCUGAGGUGUCUCAGGCUGGUUGUCAUCCUGACCCUGCUCUUCUCUGUUUGUUUUAUUCCUUACCACAUUUUUAGAAAUGUAAACCUGGCAACUCGAAUCUCCAAACUGGACGGCACGUGUCAGAAAUGGUAUUCUGAUGUGUACAUCGCAAACCAAGUUGGUAAUGGAUUGGCAUGCAUGAAUAGUGCGAUCAACCCACUGGUUUACCUCUUUAACAGUGAUGAAUUGCUGAUGAAGUGUUUUAUAAAGUGCGGACGAGCCCGCCAGUCUGCUGCCGUCCCUCUCGCGGAGGACUCUCCCUUACAGGAGCAAACUCUCGACAGCAUGGCCAAGAAAUAGAGAUGAAUGGAUAUUCUUCGUUGUGUGGUGAUUUCUUCUCUCCUCGAGAAUAUCAUAUCUGUUCAU